Acinonyx jubatus (cheetah) is the source of this 1961-nucleotide messenger RNA. It is a transcript of the gene AK8, whose product is annotated as adenylate kinase 8. Gene Ontology annotation, cellular component: cytoplasm. NCBI's taxonomy places the organism in Eukaryota, Metazoa, Chordata, Mammalia, Carnivora, Felidae. Gene Ontology annotation, molecular function: AMP kinase activity; nucleoside diphosphate kinase activity; ATP binding. The transcript is spliced from 12 exons. Bases 144 to 1571 code for a protein of 475 amino acids. The record is from RefSeq and is a predicted model, not a curated record. Gene Ontology annotation, biological process: nucleoside triphosphate biosynthetic process.
GGGAAGCACCUGCCCCCCGCAGCUGAGCGCGCGGGCCUUGGAGCCGGGAACGAGACCCGGUUCCAGCCCCGCGGGCGCGCGCUGAUGACGCGACGGCGCGGCGGCCCUAGCGACGGCGGUCUCCAGGGAGCGGGCGCGCGCUGAUGACGCGGCGCCGCGGCGGCCCUAGCGACGGCGGUCUCCAGGGAGCGGGCGCGCAGCACGGAGGCAUGGACGCGACCACCGCCCCUCACCGCAUACCCCCGGAAAUGCCCCAAUACGGGGAGGCGAACCACAUAUUCGAGCUGAUGCAGAACAUGCUGGAGCAACUCCUGAUCCACCAGCCCAAGGACCCCAUCCUGUUCAUGAUCAGUCACUUGCAACGAGACAACAAUAAUGUGCCGAAGAUUGUAAUAUUAGGUCCACCCGCCUCGGGGAAAACAACUAUAGCAAUGUGGCUGUGCAAACAUCUCAACAGCAAUCUUCUCACCGUGGAGAACCUGAUAGGAAGAGAAUUUUCCUCUCUGGCUGCGGGUGCCAGGAGGCAUUACCAGAACGUGACGAAGGUGCCCAGCACCCUGCUCGUCAGACUGAUUCAGGAACGUGUGAGUGAGGAGGACUGCAUCAGGCGGGGCUGGAUUCUGGAUGGCAUUCCUGAAACUCGGGAGCAGGCCCUGAUGAUCCAGACCCUCGGGAUCACCCCCAGACACGUCAUUGUGCUGAGCUCUCCAGACACCGUCCUGAUUGAGAGAAACUUGGGGAAGAGAAUCGACCCUCAGACGGGAGAGAUUUAUCACACCACCUUUGACUGGCCCCCCGAAGCGGAAAUCCAGAACCGGCUGGUGGUGCCAGAGGGCAUCUCAGAGCUGGAGACGGCACGGAAGCUGCUGGAAUACCACAGGAACAUCAUCAGGAUCCUUCCGGCUUACCCCAAGAUCCUGAAAGUCAUCAGCGCCGACCAGCCGUGCAUGGACGUCUUCUACCAGGCUCUGACCUAUGCCCAAACCAGCCAUCGAUCUAAUGCCCCGUUCACCCCGCGGGUGCUGCUUUGCGGGCCCGUGGGCAGUGGGAAACGUCUGCAGGCUGCCCUCCUGGCCCAGAAAUACGGCCUCGUCAACGUCCACUGUGGGCAACUGUUGAAAGAGGCAGUAGCAGACAAGUCAAAAGUCGGCGAGCUCAUCCAGCCCUAUUUUCAAAAGAAGAUGGCAGUCCCCGACAGCAUCAUCAUGAAGGUGCUGGACCAGAGGCUGAGCCAGCAGGACAGCGUUCAGAAGGGGUGGGUGCUGCACGGCUUCCCGAGAGACCUGGACCAGGCGCACAUGCUGCACAGCCUGGGCCACCAGCCCAGCAGGCUUAGCUCCACCUCCGCCUCCUCCAGGAAGCCUCCCCUGAUGCUUCUCCUUGUUCUGCACCUUCAUGGGACGCUGUACAUCGUUCCUGUGAUAGGAAGCCGCUUCACAGGAUGGUGCUUCAACCAGAGGCUCUGGAAGCCUGGCUUUGCCCCUUUCAUGCUCUGUGAGCCUGGUCAGGCUGUUAUGAUCUCCGGAUGUCAGUUUUUUUUCCGAGCUAAGAUGGGAGUGACUUUGUCCUGACAGGCAGCACAUAUUCACAGAAGAUGCGUUACGUGCGGGUACUGCUGAAGCUGUGGGAAGCCAGGAGAAAUGAGAGCUAAACAGCUCCCAUCACACGGCUUACUUUCUAGUCGGGGUGGGAAAAGGCCACAUGCGGGUCGACAGAUCCUUAAUAGGCUGAGAGCCACAGAAAGCAGUAAAGCAGGAUAAAGGGGAGUAAGGAAGGUGGGCGGUGGGGAGGCAGAGGAGGAGACGGUAUGUUGGGCAAAAGGUGGUCCGGGACGGCCUUUCUGCCAACAGGACACGUUAGCAGAGGUUUAAAGCAAUCGCGUGAAGACCUGGGGAAGGGCAGUGUGCAGGAAACAGCGAGUGCAAAGGCCCUGAGGUGGGAGUGAGCUUGGCAAGCUUAAG